AUGUUGGCAAUGUCUAGUCUAAUUUGCCCUAAUUUUGGAUGGGAGUAUCCCUUAGAAUUAGGGACAUACCAAAACUUUGAUACAUUUGAUUUAGAUUAUGUAUUUCUUCCUAAUAGUUGUGAUUCAACUCAAGAUUACCAUGAAAAUCAAAAUGAAUCGCCACAAAGUACAAAUUCACACGGCAAUACGAGUUCAAUUAAUCAUUAUGAUAAUGUAAAUCGUAGUGAAUCACUACAAGGUAAUACGAGUUCAACGGAUCAAUUUGAUGAUCCAAAAUUAGUGAAGAAGUUUAAUCAUAAUGCAAGUGAAAGAGAAAGAAGAAAAAAGAUUAAUAGCAUGUAUGCGUCUCUACGUGCCUUGCUUCCUACAACCAAUCAAAAGAGAAAACCAAGCAUUCCAACAACAGUUGCAAGGGUGCUAGAAUAUAUACCUCAGCUACAAAAUGAAGUGAAGAAUUUAACUCAAAAAAAGGAACUUCUUUUAUCAAAAAUGGGAGCAUUUCAUGAAGAAAAAUGUGAAAUAAAUCCUAUUAUUAAUAAUAAGGAAACAUCAUCUAAUUGUUUAAUAUCUACAAAUAAAUUGGGAAAUCAAGAAAUGGUGAUCCAAAUAUCAGCAUUUGAGAGAACACCAAUUUAUGAAGCACUUCUUUUUCUUGAAAAGAAUCAUCAUUUUGUCAUUGAUGUUAAUUCUUUUCAAUCCUUUGGAGGAAGGACAUUCUACAAUAUACAUUUAUGGGUGGAAGGAAACUAUACCGUGAACUUAGAAAAGUUGAAAGAGGUCCUCACAUUCCAUGGCGAAUCUUGA
Molecule: messenger RNA, 804 nt
Organism: Amaranthus tricolor (Joseph's coat)
Lineage: Eukaryota; Viridiplantae; Streptophyta; Magnoliopsida; Caryophyllales; Amaranthaceae
Product: transcription factor bHLH101-like
Exons: 4
Coding region: 1-804 (267 amino acids)
Biological process (GO): regulation of transcription by RNA polymerase II
Cellular component (GO): RNA polymerase II transcription regulator complex
Molecular function (GO): DNA-binding transcription factor activity, RNA polymerase II-specific; RNA polymerase II transcription regulatory region sequence-specific DNA binding; protein dimerization activity
Source: RefSeq, a predicted model, not a curated record